Cercocebus atys (sooty mangabey) is the source of this 6259-nucleotide messenger RNA. It is a transcript of the gene FBXO46, whose product is annotated as F-box protein 46. The record is from RefSeq and is a predicted model, not a curated record. Gene Ontology annotation, molecular function: protein binding. The coding region runs from base 3386 to 5197 and encodes 603 amino acids. The transcript is spliced from 3 exons. NCBI's taxonomy places the organism in Eukaryota, Metazoa, Chordata, Mammalia, Primates, Cercopithecidae.
AGUGCUAGGAUUACAGGUAUGAGCCACCGCACCUGGCCAAGUUUGUUUUUUUUUUUAAAGGGGUAAUGUUACUCCUCUACUUGUCUCUUGGUUCGUGUUUUCCCAACUAGUUUUUUGCCAUCUUUUGAUUUUCCAUAUUUUUGGUUCACAGUGUUUUACAAUGAAUAGAUUUUCAUGGAGUAGUUACUGAAGGCUGACCUAGUGCUAGCCUUAUGCUGGGCUCAGUGUAGGGGGAGUUAGAAGAUCCUGCCUCAGGCCCUUCCCCCCUUCCUGCCCCAACCUCCACAGGAGGAUCAUAGUUGGGGAGAGAGACCCACCCAAGACGAUGACCCAGAGUGGCCAGGGAAGAGGGAACCCAGAGGUCCUCUCUGGGCAGGUGGGUGAUUUCCAGGAAGGGAGUUGGGGAAGGCCUCUCCAUUAAAACUGCAUUUGAACACAGACCUGAAUGCAGUAAGGAAUUGAGCCUUGCAGAGCGUGAAUGUAUUGCUGUUGGUGGGAACAGCAAACGCAGAGACCAGGGAAGGCAAGAGCCCGGUGACUGUGAGGAAUAGAUAGCAAUGAGCCCACCGUAUGGACGCCCUGGGUGAAGCCUGACCUGGCCUAGGGGGAUUGGGGGUGUCAGCUUCCUGGAGGAGGGGUGGUCAAGCUGAAACCCCAGGGAAUAUAUAGUGAAACAGUAGGGCACAGUGACUGGGAAAUCAGAUUCCCUGGCUUCAUAUCCCUGCUCCAGCUCACACCCCAGCUCUGUGGUCAGGAGACCUGCCCUGCGUGUUUCUUCAUCCAUACCAUGGAAACGAUCACUGCUACCGGGGAUCAGAUGGGGCCUGAGUAUUCUAUGUAUGCCAGAUCAGGUGCCCACUAGGGUGCACUGGGGUAUUGCCUGCGGGGCGGAGGAGUGGGGAGGGAUGCCACUGGACAGGUGGGGUACCUGGGUGUUUUCCAGAGGGCACUGGGGAGCCAUGGCAGGUUCUCACCAGGAUAGGGACGGGUUCAGGUUUAUAGGAUUGUGCUUUAACAGGACUUUCCUGGCUGCUCUUUUGUAUUAAGCGAGGCAGGCUUGGGGCGCCCGUUUGGAAAGGAUGGACUGGCAGCUCUGAAUGGCUACACGGCUUGAGCCUUGAAUGCCAGGCCCAGAGGCUUGAUUUCUGUUGCCGUGAGAACCUUCGAAGGGUUCUGUCCAUUUGUUUUUCAGGGUGGGGCUAUCCCAAUGCCAAAUUCCCCCCGCGGAAAUCCUCAGCACCCCACCCCCCGCCCCUCAUAGUUCCCAACUAAAGCGGGAUACUCUGAUCUCUCCGCCUGCUUCCUUCCGCCUUGGUGUUCUUAAUCCCCGGGCUGCCUGGCCCUUUAAAUCUCAAUCGUCAAUCAGGGCUUCUGUUCGAGGGAACGUGGUGUAAUAAGCCUCCCCUGGAGUGCCGUGGCCUUUGCCCUGACCUUGUUCCGUUUAGCUGGACGUUGAGAGUUGUUCCACGCUCCCUUGCAUCCGGCUGUGUCUACCCCACCACCCACUCCCGUCACCUCUCGCCUACUCCUCCCUAUUUCGAAGUUGGGCCCCUUCGCCAAGGCCUGCCUUAUAUGGGCACUGCCCCGAAUGGCGGCCGCUCAUUGGCUGAGGGCGUCACGCGCGCGUCUGUCAACAAAGGGGCGGAGGGAAGCUAGUUGCUCCCCUGCCCGCGCGGUGGCCGGAGGGAAGGAGCGAGGGGGCGGGCCCUCUUACCUUUCGUGCGCAUGCGUGUGGGCUGCAGCCUUCUCCCGCCGCCUGGGGGGGCUGCGGGUGAGGGCUCUUUGGGGGCGUGUAUAGGUUUCGAGGGUCACCUGAGGGGUUUGGAAGGUUUCUUUGGCGGGGCGGUUACAAGAUUUGGGGGUUCCCUUUGCAUUGCAAAAUGUUCUGGGGCUUGGGGAAGUUUUAACGUGGGUUCAAGGGAUACUUUUGGGGUUCCUUUGCGCCUAAGGGGCACCUUGGAGUUUGGGUUCGUUUGUAAUGCGGAAGGUUCGGUUGUGUUCUCGGGAUCAGGUUCCCUUUGUGUUUUGGAGUGUUUGUUGGGCAUAGGAUUUGGGGAGCUCCGGGAGAGACAGAAGCAAAGAGCCCGAGAGUACCAGUUCUAGAGCUGGAAUGUCUGGGCUUGCAUCUUGACUUACCUGUCUGAACCCGGACAGGAGAUUUCAUCUGUGUCUCAUCGGGAACUAGGCAUUGAUAACACUACCUGCUUCCUAGGGACCGAGGAGGAUUAGCAGGAAUUGUUAGCGCAGUACCUAACAAGCUCGCAGCGAGUGUGCAGUAAGCACAUGUCUGCUAUUGUAACAUUUGUGAGGUGUCUUUGGGUUGGUUUUUUUUUUUUGGCUUUGUGAAACAUUUUUAAGGUUUAAGAUUCAUCUUAAAGUGUUAGAGAGCUUUUGUGUUUUCAAAGAGUUCGUCUGCUGUUGGAGGGCUUCUAGUGGAAUUAGAAGAUAAUGGAGGAGGGUUGGGGGGAGUAUAGGAUUCCGGGAGAGUGGUUGUUUAUGACAUAGGCUGGGGAAUUGCUGUGUUGGGAUCUGUGAGAGAUUGAUUGAGAUUCGGCCCUUCAGUACUGGCGAGGAUAUUUUUAGGUUCGGUGGUUUAAAGUAGUAUUUGGAAGGUUUUCGAUAUUUGGGGGAGGACAUUGAGAUGCUGGAGGUAAGGUUGGAACUGAUUAGGGGACUUGAGUGGGUGGCCAAGUUGUAGCAGGAUGGCAUCUGUAGAGACUGGGUUUUGCUGUGUUAGCCUGCCUCUCUGGGCAGUUGGAUAUACAGGUCCAGUACCGCUUACCUGAAAAGCUUGGGACCAAAAGUGUUUCGGAUUUUGGAUUUCUUCGGAUUUCGAGUAUUUGCAUUAUACUUACCAGUUGAUAUGCCAAGUCUGAAAAUCUGAAAUGCUCCAAUGAGCAUAUCCUAUCAGUGUCAUCUUGGCACUCAAAAAGUUCUGAAUUUGGGAGCAUUUUGGAUUUUCAGAUUUGAGAUGCUCAACAUGUAUGUGAAUUGGUGGUUGGUAAACAGCCAUCUAUAUGUUUUGGAGGCUAUGGAGUGAUGUUUUUAACACUGAACUGAGAUUACAGCAGGGACUGCUGGAGUGCAAUGGCAAGAUCUCAGCUCACCACAACCUCCGCCUCCCGGUUCAAGCAAUUCUCCUGCUUCAGCCUCCUGAGUAGCUGGGACUACAGGCUCGCACCACCACGCCUGGCUAAUUUUUGUAUUUUUAGUAGAGAUGGGGUUUUGCCAUGUUAGUCAGGAUGAUCUCGAAUUCUGACCUCAGGUGAUCCGCCUGCCUGGGCCUCCCGAAGUACUGGGAUUACAGGUGGCAUGUGGAGCCUCCCACCACCACCUAGGUCCUGAGAUGUGGUGAAGCCCAGCCCGUCUGCCGUCAUCCCCCAGCAUGGACCGCGGAAGCCUCCUGCCCUUCCAGCUAUGGUGCCCCCGGCCCUUUGGCACCUACUCACAGAACCAGCCGCGCACGCCUUCUGCGGCCCUCAAGCCAUCAGCCUGCCCUGAGCCUGGCGGCGGGGCCGAGCCAGACCAUGGGCCUGCCCACUCAGAGAACACACCACCUGCCUUGGCCACCGAGGUCCCUGCCUCCCAGCCGGCUCCGCUCCUCUCAGCAGCAGCUGCUGGUGAUGAGGGUCGAGUCCUCCUGGACACCUGGUAUGUCAUCAAGCCCGGGAAUACAAAGGAGAAGGUGGCCUUCUUUGUGGCCCACCAGUGUGGUGGGGGCAGCCGGGCCAGCUCCAUGAAGGUCAAGGGGCACUGGGGCAGUGAUAGCUCCAAGGCCAAGCGGAGGAGGCGCUGUCUUGACCCCACCAAAGCUCCUCCUGACCCAGGGGGCCGGGAGGGCCCGGCCGCCUCUGAGGAGGGCCCUGCCUCAGCCAGUGAGGACGUGGACCUGCUCUCUGUGGCCGAGAUGGUGGCCCUCGUGGAACAGCGGGCGGCCCUGGCCCUGCAGAGCUACCCACGACCGGCCACCCCAGCGCCUGUAGUUUUUGUGUCCGCGGAGCAGGGUGGACCGGCCAAGGGGGUGGGGUCUGAACGGCGGUCCGGUGGAGGGGACUGCAGCCGUGUAGCGGAGGCCGUGGCCCACUUUGAGGCGCAGAGGGACAGCCCUCCCACCAAGGGCCUCCGCAAGGAAGAGCGACCCGGGCCAGGCCCUGGGGAGGUGCGCAUCGCCUUCCGCAUCUCCAAUGGCCGGGAGCCCCGUGCACCAGACAGCGGCCUGCCCACUGGGGGCGGGGGCAGGCCUGGUUGUGCCUACCCUGGCAGCCCAGGUCCUGGGGCCCGAGCCAAGGACAAGAUCACAUGUGACUUAUACCAGCUCAUCAGCCCCUCGCGGGAUGCCCUCCCCAGCAACGUGGAGUUCCUGCUGGCCAGGGCGGAUGAGGCCAGCGAGGGUGAGAGCCCGGCGCCCGCCAGGCCUGAGGACACUCCCCCGGCGCCCCCUCCGCCCCCUGCCCGGGACUGCGGAGCGUCAGGCUUCCACGUGGACGUGGUGGUGACGGGCGUGGUAGAUGAGUGCAUCUUCUUUGGCAAGGAUGGCACCAAGAACGUGAAGGAGGAGACUGUGUGCCUGACGGUCAGCCCAGAGGAGCCGCCGCCUCCGGGCCAGCUCUUCUUUCUCCAGAACCGCGGGCCGGACGGGCCCCCGGAGCCACCCCCAGCAGACUCCCCGGCCACCGCGCCCGGCCCAGACGAUGCCGAGGGCACGGCGGACACCUCCCUGUGUCGCCUGUACCGGCACGUGUCUCACGACUUCCUAGAGAUCCGCUUCAAGAUUCAGCGGCUGCUGGAGCCGCGACAGUACAUGCUGCUGCUGCCAGAGCACGUGCUGGUCAAGAUCUUCAGCUUCCUGCCCACGCGCGCGCUGGCCGCCCUCAAGUGCACCUGCCACCACUUCAAGGGCAUCAUCGAGGCAUUCGGCGUACGGGCCACAGACUCGCGCUGGAGCCGAGACCCGCUCUACCGCGAUGACCCGUGCAAGCAGUGCCGCAAGAGAUACGAGAAGGGCGACGUGUCGCUCUGCCGCUGGCACCCCAAGCCCUACCACCAUGACCUGCCUUACGGACGUUCCUACUGGAUGUGCUGCCGCCGAGCCGACCGCGAGACGCCCGGCUGCCGCCUGGGCCUCCACGAUAACAACUGGGUGCUGCCCUGCAAUGGGCCGGGCGGAGGCCGGGCAGGCCGGGAGGAGGGGAGGUGAAGCCGGGGGAGGGGAGGGGAGAGCCCACCACGCCCACCCCUCCCCUCUCUCCCGGGAGCCGAGGGUCCGGACUGCGCCGCCUGCCCAUUCCCCCACUCCAGGCAGCAUUGAUCCCCCACUGGAACUGAGCUGGGGUUCAGCAGGGGUGACCCAGGAAGGCACUCUGCUUGAUCCUGUUGAUUUUCUACUCUUCAGAACCAGGGCCGUGGACCCUCUGAGAAGGGUGUUUUUUUUAUCAGCAUCUCACUUUAUUCUCCAUUCAGCCCCAACCCCCUUCCCUGCCACGCUCUCCACCCCAGGGACCCACCAGCAGGGAGCAGACGGCAGCUAAUUUUGGUAUCACGUAAGGGUUCCCCCAUUCUGGCCCCCAUCCUCUCCCUCACCCCAAUUCUUUCUCGCUGGAGCUGUUAUUUCCCAAGAGGCUGCAUCGCCCAAGGUUGGCACCUCUCCUAACCUGCCACACCACCGCUCUCACCUCUCUAGGAAUUGGGGGCUAUCAGGUCACAGGUGGGAGCUGGCAUUUUUUCAUGACAGUUCACCAUUUCUGGAUGGUUUGCCUAUUAAAGAAGUGAGGGGAAAAUAACUGUUUUCUCCUUAACCUCAAGCUACCAGUCUCUCCUCUUCCCCACAGAGGAAGAGGGGGGCAAAAAAAAAAAAAAAAAAAAAAGCUGAAGUAUAAAAAUCCUCCUCGUCCCGUUAUUAUUUAAGCUACUGCCAUCAACCCCACCCCCAUGAAGCUGUGAAGCCCUUUGCCUCGCUUUUGACAGCGUGGGGGGGCCCCGUGGGCAGGGACUUCGGAUUUGCAUUUCUGGGUUGUUUUUCCUUCCACUCUGGGCUCUCAUUCAGGCAUUGGGGUCUCCUCACCCCGGCCACAUGUUUCUUUAAGAAUCCUUUGGUCAACCAAGACCUUGAUUUUUCAGGCAUUUUGGUCUGGGGUAUUUUUGUUUGUUCUCUCUGUUUUUUGUUUUUUUCUUUCCAUCAUUGUGGUUCUGGAAGCUUCUAGCGUGUGGCAUCUGACCAAUUUUGAAUUGGUCCUUUCUAUAAAAUCAAUAUUUAUAAGGC